UAUUUUUUGAAGUCUUCCAUCAUUCAAUUUAUUGCUAAUAAUGUAUUUAUUAGUUGCACAGAAAUGGUAAAAGCCUAUUCUCCUACAUUUUAUUUCACCGUAUAAUUAGAUCUUAAGAACAAAAAGAUCAAGUUGUAGAAUGAGCAUCAACCUUACAGGUAUUUAACUGAUCCGUCUAUAUUGAGAUUCAGUUAUUAGAGCUGUUAUCAUUCUUCAUAAAUAACAUGAAUGCUCUUUAUUCAAACAAUGAUAGCAUUUACAACACUGAAUCUUACUAUAUUGGAGUAUUACAAUUUUUAUUCAUCAAUAAAGGAAGAGUGAUAUUCUCUGCUCAAUCAUUUCGCUUCAGACAAAAACUCUGAUAGGAUCUAAAUGCUAAAUAGACAAAAAAGUUAUUGAUUGGAAGUCUCUUCCCAAAUGAUAGCUUUUUAGUAUCAGAAGAGCCCUGUACAGAAAUAUGGCAUUGCAUAAUCAACUAAUCAUUCAUGAGGUCAGAAUAUAAAUAGCAAAACUAUCUGUGAUCGUUCCAGACCAAUGCACUCAUCAAUAAUAGAUCUGUAUUGAGGAAAGAUAUUGUAGUCAAAGUGUUGAGCUGUUUGAUUCAAGUGUGUAUGUGUCAAUGAUAAUGAUAAUAAGAGAGUGUGUAGAAGCAAUAAUGAUUUCACUUCUGUCAAAUGUAAAUUAUUUCAAAUUUAUUCAUCAUCUAUCGAUUUCGAAUUAAGUACUCCAAUGAACUUCAUUAAAUCAAUCUGAUUCACAAGAAUAUGAGUGACACCCUCAAGAAAUAUUGACAGCACAAUCGUCUGUUUAUAAUUUGUUGAAGAAGUUUCUUAUAAUUAUCAUAAUAUACUUAUAGUGUUAUGCUGUGAUUUUCAAAGAAUGAGCUACUACAUACAGCUGAUUAUAAUAAUUGUGGCAAUUUUCUCAACAAUCGAAACCUACUCUCUGCUGGAUGAGAGCAACUGGAUCCUCGAGCAGAGGAAGCCUGUGGAGAACAAGGAGGCCGCCGUCACUAAUAGCUCAAUAAAUGCUAAACAAGGACCGAAAACUGUGGCUAAGAAUGUCACCCACAUUAUGAGCGGUCAUAAGCAUGUCAGAGACAGGAUUCUCUGCUUCAUGAGAGUGUUGAAAGACAAGUCGCCGACAAAGCCAGUGGUGUGCAGCGACAUACAGUACCCAUCAAAAGGUGUGCUGAAGAACAUCAGCAUUUCGUUCAUAGAGGUUCUGGACAAAUCCACAGACGGACAUGGCGGAUUCGCCGAGAUCCUCUCGGGCGGUCCCGGACAGAAAAGCGUCAAAAUCAACCUCAAGUCCCAACCCGGCUACGGACUCGACUUUCUCAUCAGAAUCUAUGGCGCUUAUACUCCUGACGAUCAUCCGAACGAGAUCAUUUCAUGAGAACUUUUAUCAAUUCAUGAGAACUUUCUAUGAAGUUUCAAGUUCUGGGAAGUUCAGGAGAGUGUGAAGUAUAGUGAGAUCCUCUUCAUACUGUCAGCAUUCCUUGUAUAUAAUAUCAAUACUUCCAAAUUAACCAUUGCUGACAGUUUAUACAAAUUAACGAACAUCUAUAGAGACAGGGAUGAUGAAAAGGCUGCCAAAAUCUAAAACAUAAUCAAUUACUUUAGUGUAGCCAUUUCUAGUGUGUGAAUGCAUUUUUCCAAUAUCACAGGUAUAGAAUAACUAAUCUCUCGAGAGUAUCGAUACUCCCUGCUAUAGGUCUCCUGAAUUUUUAUUCUCUCUGUUGAUGAAAUUUUAGUUCUUUCUGAGGAUUAGACAUCUAUGUAUGUUUAUUUAGUCAGGUCCACGUUAUAAAUGCAGUGUUUAAUUAUUAGCAAUGGUAUUGCUAUCCUUAUCUAUCAUUCAACAAGGCGGAUAGCGCUAUCUCUUUCUCGCUUUGAUGUGUUGCCAGAUCACUUUUUAUAAAUUAUUUAGAAUUAUUAAUUAAUCAACACAAAAUUUCAUCCUAAUUAUAAAAAUAUUAUUGAAAAAUAUAAUUUCUUGCUUAAUAAAAUAUAAUAAUUGAUUAUUUUAGACGAGAAUGAACCGUAAAUAUUACAUCAAUAAUCACCUACGUCCUCAUUAAGACAAUAAUUAUUUAUUUAUUAAUAUUAUUUAUAUAAUAAUAUAUUGAAUCAUUAAGAAUAUUAAUAUUAAUUAUUUACUGUACAUUAUAGCAUCAUUGACAAGACAGAGGAUCGGCAACGCUGUUCUCCUAUCUUUCUCCACUGCCAUUUUAACGUGGACCUCACUAUAGCUAAACUGAAUCCUAUGAGUCAAUGAACAUAGGUACAACGUACCUAGCUGGUGUGAUUGAUAAAAACUAUCAAAUGAGUGUUUUCAGCAAAAUGAUGGGAGGGGGUCUGAAGUGCUGUAUCAUGGAAUUACAAUUAUCUCAUGAACCACCAAAAAUAGCAUUUAAUAUUUUCAUGGGACUGGUUUAUAGGCCUCCCAAACUAAUUAUUAUUGAUUGCAUAUCUCUCAGUGCACUUUAAAAGAGUUUCAGCUGCCUCUAUAGUAUUGAUGUCUGUCUCUGAGAGUUGAACAGUACUACCGACUUCUCAAAUCUGAUUCAAAUAUUGUCAAACACAUCAAUUUUUUUUAUAUCGUUAAAAACUACUAUAUUUGAAAAUUUCGCAAUAUUUAAUGGUAUUUGAGAUAUGUCUUACGAAACAUUGAAACAGUAAAGUGAUGACUUCGACUUAUUAUUCGGAUAAAUAACUUAUUUAUUGAUUUUAUUGUACACUAUUCGAGAGAUAUUUCCAGUUUUGAUAAGCGCAAUAAGUUCAGCUCAAUUUCACGAAAAUCUAAAUCAAAUAGAGAUGUGACU
Molecule: messenger RNA, 2827 nt
Organism: Nilaparvata lugens (brown planthopper)
Lineage: Eukaryota; Metazoa; Arthropoda; Insecta; Hemiptera; Delphacidae
Product: probable salivary secreted peptide
Exons: 3
Coding region: 880-1398 (172 amino acids)
Source: RefSeq, a predicted model, not a curated record